AUGGCUGGAGGUGCAAUCGUUUCACCACCUACAUCCAAUCGAUCAUAUCUCAAAGGUCGUCAACUUAUAUUUCCAUUAUGUCUAGCCAUUUCAUUAUUCUUUCUUUGGGGUUUUUCAUAUGGUCUUCUUGAUGUUUUAAAUAAACAUUUUCAAAAUGUUCUCAAAAUUACAAAACUUGAAUCUACUGGAUUACAAGUUGUCUAUUUUGGUGGUGGUUACUUUUGUUUUUCACCAAUUGCUGCCGAACUACUCAAACGUAAAGGUUACAAAAUUACUAUUGUCCUGGGUUUAGGUCUUUUCGCCUUAGGUGCUAUCUUUUUUUGGCCAACAGCUCAUUUUUCUAAUCCAAAUAAUGCUAAACAAGCUUUUGGAGGUUUUAUGGCUUGUACUUUUGUUAUUGCUUGUGGUCUUGCUACAUUAGAAACUUCAGCCAAUUCAUAUGCUACAAUUAUUGGUGAUCCUAAAUCAGCUUCUAUGCGUUUACAAUUUUGUCAAUCAUGGAAUGGUGUAGCAUCAUUCAUUGGACCUCUCAUUGCUUCUAAAGUCUUCUUUUCAGACAAAAAUGCUAAUAAUCUUGAUAAUGUUAAAUAUGUCUAUAUUGCUGUUGCUUGUGCUGCAGUAUUAGUUGCUAUUGUCUUUAUUUUUUCCACAUUACCGGAAGUUAAUACAGAUGAUGAAGAUCCUUUUAGCACUACGAAUGAAGUCAAACCAUUAUGGAAGCAAUACAAUAUGAUUUUUGCAUUUGUAGCACAAUUUUGUUAUGUUGGUGCUCAGGUUACGGUUGGUUCUUUUUUUAUCAACUAUGCUACUGAAAAUGCAGAUUUGACAGAUUCACAAGGAUCAAAUCUUUUAUCAUAUGCACUUAUUACGUUCACUGUUGGUCGUUUUAUUGGUACUGCAUUGGCUCAUUUCUUUCAAGCUGACUUAAUUCUUCUCAUUUAUUCAAUAAUUAGUGUUGCUCUGUCAGCUUAUACAUCUGCCGGUCAUGGUUUUUCUGCUGUUAUUGUUCUUAUUGUAUUAUUUUUUUUUGAAUCAAUUAUGUUUCCAACUAUAUUUGUUAUGGGAACAGCUAAUCUUGGUCAUCAUACUCGUCGUGGAGCUGGUAUUCUUAUUAUGGGAUUAUCCGGUGGUGCUGUCUUUCCACCAAUUCAAGGUGCUAUAGCUGAUACAUAUUCUACUCGUAUUUCAUUUUUAGUACCAAUGGUUGGUUUUAUAGUUAUUUUAGCUUAUGCUCUCUUUCAUUGGAUCCAACAUGGCUUUAAGGUGAGACGUAUACAAUCAACUGUUGACGUUCAUGUUGUUCCUACUCCUGGACGAAGAAGACAUUCGAUCGUUAUUAGUCAAGAAAUUCUCGAUGCUAUGAUCGAAAAUCAACGUAAAUUAUCACGCGUCUCACAAACAACAUAUACACUGAAUCAUGUUUCUAAUAUAACAUCAGUUCCUCGGAGAUCUGAAACACUUACUACGGAUAAUACAAAUCAAACUAUUAGUACAACAGAAAAUCUCUAA
This is a messenger RNA of Rotaria sordida, 1509 nucleotides long. The record is from the annotation of a GenBank genome assembly. Lineage: Eukaryota; Metazoa; Rotifera; Eurotatoria; Philodinida; Philodinidae.